Clunio marinus is the source of this 4377-nucleotide messenger RNA. Lineage: Eukaryota; Metazoa; Arthropoda; Insecta; Diptera; Chironomidae. The record is from the annotation of a GenBank genome assembly.
UGCUUUACACUACGAGACGUAUUUCAUGUAUUUGUCGUUCUUACUUUUUAGUUUUUAAGAGUUUCUCAAAGAGUUGUGUUGAAUUUUUGUUUGUUCUUGGGACUUAAGCUAUUUUAAAAGAGAACAAGCUAGAAUUAAGUUAUAAAUCAUGUUGCAAACUGGUAAAGUUGAUUGAAAACAAAAGUCUCAUAACCAAAGCACCAAUAGUGAAAUCAGUAAGAGGACUUUUCAAUAAUCAAUAACCGCAACAAAAAAAAGCGAAGAAAAAUAGUGUAAAAAAGUAAAUCAAGCUUUUCUUCAAGCUCAUUACAAGGAAAGUAAUAAGGAAGUAAAGAAAUAUAAACUACAACAAAGUAAAUUUAUAGUUCGAGGCACGACGAAAAAUAUGGAUUUAAUUUUUGUUGACGUAAGAAGCGAUGCGACUUAUCUCUGAUAUUAAAAAUGACCAUUUUGAGCCUAUAAAUUUUAUUCAAUACACAGCAUUGAACUCAUUAAAGCGCUGGAGUGAAUUGAAUCGGUCAUCGCUUACUGCACCAACAGUCUACACACCACUCACACGUCAUCAUAGCCCAUAUCCCUAUCGUGAAGAUAUCAAUGGUCGCUUUAUUGUAUGGGAAGGUGACAUCUCACUGCUGAAUGCUGACUGCAUAACGAAUCCAACAAACGAGCGACUGAAUGACCGCAACAGUGUAUCAGAUCGCAUUGUUAAUCGCGCCGGAGCGAACUUGUUAGACGAGCUUAAACUCAUCAAGGUUUGUCGUAUUGGAGAAGUGCGUGUAUCGAAAGGACAUUCCUUGCCAGCACGUUACCUAAUCCACACUGUAUGUCCAAUUUAUAGUCAAAAAAAUCGAACAGCAUCAAUUUGGGCCGAGAAUACAUUGCAAUCGUGUUAUAGAAAUGUUCUGAAUAAGGCAAAAGAAUUAAGUUUACAAACGAUUGGUCUUUGUACGAUUAGUGUCGCUCAGCGUAAUUUUCCGUCCGAUUUAGAAGCGCACAUCGCUCUGAGAACAAUUCGAAAGUUUCUCGAAGUCAAUAAGCGUGAAAUCGUCAUUUUGUGUCUGGAACAGAACGAGUGUGGACUUUAUGAAGUUUUAGCACCGCUUUACUUUCCUCGUAAUCAACUUGAAGAGACAAGUGCUUUGUGGCAAUUGCCAAAGAACAUUUCAAACAUCACUGGUGAACUUUCUAUUACUGAUCGUCAAAUAAGAAUCACGAGGAAUCCACAACACACCAUCAUGAUGCUAGGAACUGAUGACGAUUCUGACAACAAUCCACAUGACUUUGAAGGCAACAAUUCUGAUUUAGAGACGGGAAAUGACGAUUUGCUUCACUUCAAAGGACACAAUUCAUUCACUCAAAUGCAGGGUGAUCUAGACCGACAACGUUUGCUUGGCGACCGACAUCGUGAUGGUGUCUAUGAAAGUGUUUUAGAAGAUGGAUUAGAAGGCAUUGAACAUCAGGAACGAAAAAUGAUGACGAUGGAAUCUAUUGACUUAAAUGAUAUCUCAGGUGCAAUUCAACCGCCAAGUGACAAUAAUGUUAAAGCACCAGUGUCUUUAGAACAAAUUCACAUUGAAGAAUCGGAAGAAAGAUACGAGAGAUUAUUGAGACGCUCACGUACCGAGGAUUUAUCUGAAGUAUCAGGCAUUGGUUGUUUAUACCAAAGCGGCUUUGAUCGUCUUGGUCGACCUGUUAUUGUUUUCUGUGGAAAAUGGUUUCCUGCACAUGAAAUAGAUUUAGAAAAGGCAUUGUUAUAUUUGAUACAGUUAUUGGAUCCCUUGGUCAAAGGCGAUUAUGUUAUUGCGUAUUUCCACACAUUAACAUCAACAAACAAUUAUCCUUCGCUUAAUUGGCUUAAAGAAGUCUACAGCAUCUUACCAUACAAAUAUAAAAAGAAUCUGAAAGCAUUUUAUAUUGUACAUCCAACAUUUUGGACGAAAAUGAUGACUUGGUGGUUUACAACAUUCAUGGCACCAGCAAUUAAACAUAAAGUUCAUUCGUUGCCUGGUGUUGAACAUCUUUAUUCAGUCAUUUGUAAAGAUCAAUUAGAAAUUCCAGCUUAUAUAAGUGAAUACGAUAUGGCCACAAAUGGUCUUCAUUACUUCCAACCUUUCAACAGCAAUGCUUUUGCGUCUUAAUACUUGUCAGCGCUCGUCAUUUAAUCAUAUUCAUUACGAAAAACAAAAGAAAAGCACCAACAGUGGCAGUAAAUAGCAAAAUGUGUUUGAUUUUUACGCAAAACAGUAUAAAUAUAUUUUCGUAGUUGUUAAAUAAAUCAUAAAAAAUACUUAAAGAGAAGUUACAUGAGUAAAUAGAUAAAGAUGAAGAAAGAGACGAAGGAUAUCCUGAUCGUAAGCAUUAAACUCAAAACUAGUUAAGUUUAUUAAUCCAAGAGAGAGUAGUUGGAAAAUAAAUUAGUUGAUAAAUAAUUCUUAUGAAUUUCGUUAAUGAAUUACGAUAAACAGUGAAAGAUCUAAAGUAAUUAAAACAUAAGCAACUAUGGCUGAGUUUAUGAAUGAAUAAAAUAUGAGCUAAUGAAAGUAAUUCAGGAUGGUGAAGAUAGAAGAGUUUCUUCAGAUUGAAAGACGUGAGAUGGAUUUCAUUUAAAUACAUUAAAAGAAAGUUUUUUGAAAGUUGACCUUAUAAUAAUGUAAGAUUGUAAGGAUCAAAUUUCCAAAAAAAAAUAAAGAAUAAUCCAAUUCUCAUCAGCAUUGAAGGCAAUUUAACGCCAUGUUUGUGAUAAUCGACAUUGUAUAAAAUAUUUGAAUUUAAUUCAGUAUUUUUUUUUAAGUUUUCAGAUUUGAAAAAAGAGCUUUUUGUGACUUAAGAAUGAUCAGAGACGAUGUGAAAUAAUUUUAAUUUAUUAUGAAAGGAUUCUGAGCGAGUAAUUGCUGCUUCUUUACUUUGAAAAUCUUUUAAAUGCAAGCAAAAUUGAAAAAUUUUCCUAUUCAAUCGAAUUUAGAAAUUAUAUUCUUGCAUAACACUUAAUCAUUCAUGAAAAGAAGUAAAAAAAUUGUAUCUUAAACUACUAUCUUCAAUUAAAAAUAAUUAAGUUUCGAAACUUAAUAACUAAAAAAGAAAAUAAAAUUGGCAAAAAAAUAUAUAGUAAAAUAAUUAAUAAUUGUAUCUUUGUAGAAGCUAAAGUUUCUCUUUUCUCAACUUAUUGACUUGUUUCAAUUUAAGAAAUAAAGAAAAUUGAUAAUCUAAAAAUUUUGAGCUUUUUCCGAUAGCUUUGGAAAAGAAAGACAAAAAGAAAUCACACGAAAAUUUUGAUUGAUGAUAAAAGUAAAUUUCCACAAUUCUUAGAUAGCUUAAUCAUUUUGCAAUGUAAUGAUGCAGUGUUUCAUGCUGAACCUGCAAGUAUCAACGCAAUAGUUCUAAUGAACGAUAAAACAUUUAAAAGCACUUGUUAAUUGUAAAAAUAAUGAUUUCGCUCUAUCAAAAACUAAAUCAAAGUAAAUUCUUUUUGCAUUUUGGUGAAAAUAUCUAAAAGAAAAUUUAGAAGUAAAUUUCGGAAGUAGUUUAAACUUUUUCCUAACUAAUCAUUCAGACGCUCAAAUAUGUCGACUUCCUAAUUCACAUUCGCCGCUAUUUAACUCUUAUUAAUUGUGUAAAAAGUGCCAAUUAUUUGAUGUUAAUUUAAAAAGAAACCUUUCUAAAGUUUAAUAAGUUCAUGUAUUUAGAUUUUAUUUUAAUCAACUGUUGAUCCCAUACGAUAGUCGCCUAAGUAUAACAAGAACCGUAAUGAAACUCGUUUAUGACGAUAGAUGUUGAGUACCUUUGAACCCUUAAAGCCACAUAUUGAGUAAAUAUUAUUUAUUUACUUAAAUAGAAGACAGGGUAACUCUGAUAAAUAUUGUUAACCAUUAAUUUAAUUAAUGAACUGCAGCUUAAAUAUCAAACAAACAAAUAAUGAAGAAAUGAAUAUUUAGUCUUAUAUCAAUAAAACUUAAUAUAAAUUGUUGAAUGUUUCUUUUAUUUGAUCGGAUUAGAAGAUAUUUAAAGAUGUUUGUUUACUUAUAGAAAUGCUUUGAAUCUACAAACAAAAAACAAGCAUUUACGAUAACAAAAAAUGGCGACCCACCAGAUAUUUAAUUAAAAGUUAUGCAACUUAUAAAGGUUUCAAAAGAUGAUACUUAGAUAAAAUGAAAUAUUAUUUACUGAUAGUGAAGAAAGCGAUGAAUUUUGUAAUCAUUUAGUUGAGUCAAUGGGAUCUGAAAAGAAGAAGAAAGCAAACCGUUCUAAGUAAUUUAAAACACAAUAAAGAGUUAAGAGAAAAUUCUGUAUUACGACUAUAUUAUAAUGUUGAAAUAGAUCAACAAAACAAAUAUGUUAAUUACAUUUAUUUAAAAUGAAACAAAUAUAAUAAAAAGAAUG